Sphaeramia orbicularis (orbiculate cardinalfish) is the source of this 8374-nucleotide messenger RNA. RefSeq names its product probable G-protein coupled receptor 158. Gene Ontology annotation, cellular component: membrane. Gene Ontology annotation, biological process: G protein-coupled receptor signaling pathway. The record is from RefSeq and is a predicted model, not a curated record. Gene Ontology annotation, molecular function: G protein-coupled receptor activity. Bases 62 to 2620 code for a protein of 852 amino acids. Lineage: Eukaryota; Metazoa; Chordata; Actinopteri; Kurtiformes; Apogonidae. The transcript has 7 exons.
GGUUGGGAUUCUCUAUUUCCAGCCGAGCGUGUUUCGCUGCAUCCUGCUGCGAUGGGUUCGAAUGCUGGGCUUCGCCACAGUCUACGGGACGCUGAGUCUUAAAUUGUAUAGGGUGCUGAAGGUAUUCCUGUCCCGUACAGCCCAGAGGAUCCCCUAUAUGACCAGCUGGCGAGUGUUGCGUCUGCUGGGCAUCAUCCUGCUGAUCGUCCUCUGGUUCCUUGUGGCUUGGACAUCUGCCGUCUGUCAGAACCCAGACAGAAAGUUGGCUCUCAUCGAUGUGGGCUACACCCCCGAUGGGCUGCAGUUCAGCAUGUGCCUGCUGGAUCGCUGGGACUACAUGAUGGCUGUUGCUGAGUUCCUCUUCCUGCUUUGGGCUGUGUACCUGUGUUACGCUGUGAGGACGGUGCCGUCGGCCUUUCACGAACCUCGCUACAUGGCGAUCGCUGUUCACAAUGAGCUUGUACUGUCAGCGAUAUUUUAUGUCAUCAGGUUCACUCUUGCUCCUGAGCUGCAUCCAGACUGGAUGCUACUACUCUUCUUCACCCACACCCACUUAACAGUGACAGUCACACUGGGACUACUGCUAAUCCCUAAGUUCUUGUUUGCUGGCACCCACAUGAGAGAUGAUAUAGCGUCUGAGGCCUAUGAGGAUGAGUUGGACAUGGGUCGCUCUGGGUCGUAUCUUAACAGCAGCAUCACAUCAGCAUGGAGCGAACACAGUCUGGACCCUGAGGACAUCAGGGAAGAGCUGAAAAAACUCUACUCCCAGUUAGAGAUUUACAAGAGAAAGAAGAUGCUGGCUAACAACCCUCAUCUCCAGAAGAAACGGAGCUCUAAGAAAGGGUUGGGUCGUUCACUGAUGAGGCGCAUCACAGAAAUUCCUGAAUCGGUACAUCGGCAAUGCAGCCGCGAAGACAAAGAGGCUGGGGAACACGGGAGCAAUCGCAACAGCAUCUGCAUGUUGAAGAAGAAUCCUUUUGACCCAUCACACCAAGGGAAGCCAGCAAAGGAGGAGACACUCAAGAAUAAUGUUUUCUCCUUGAAGAAGUCCCACAGCAGCUAUGAUCACGUCCGUGACCAGAGUGAAGACUCCAACAGCUCUGCAACAGAUAAGAUCGAGGUGACGACGGCUGAAGGGUCCCUCCUGGACACACUCAUGGGAAAGAAGCUGGUCAAAAGAAAGUCCAAUGAAAACAUAAAUGCCCCAAGUGAAUCCACUGAGUCAGUUCCUUUGGUAUGCAAGUCAGCAAGCGCACAUAACCUCACUGCAGACAAGAAACCGAUUCACCCCAGAGCCUCCAUGCUUCAGAAGUCCCUCAGUGUCAUCGCCAGUGCCAAAGAGAAGACUUUAGGCUUGACAGGAAAGACCCAGAGCACGGACGACAGCAAUAAGAAGAGUCAGCCAAAGAGUAAAGACGCAAAGGCCAGUGUAGAAUCAGAGAGUGAAAGCCAACCGAAGAUGAUCAUUAGCCAGUCAGUUGAGUACAAACAGAGCACGGCAAAAGGCGGGAUCAUCAAACCACAGGUGAGUGGAAGCCAACCUGCAAUUCCUUCUGAUCCAGUCAAGGGAAAGGAUCUUUAUGAUCUCUCUGAGGUAUGUCCCUGGGAAGUGGAGGAUAUUCCCACUCCUUCAGAAAACAAGGUCCAGAAGCAUGUAUCCAUAGCACCAAAGGAAACCACAACAGUUCACGGAGGUGGCACAAAGGCGAGCAAAUCUCAGCAGAAGAAAAAAGGUUCAGAUCAGUCUGCAUCAAGUGUCAGCCAUUCGAAAGAAACUCAGAGAACAUCUGCAGUUCGAGCAGAAGUGUGUCCAUGGGAGGAGACGAGUGAGAGUCCAACUGGUCAAGUAGACGCAUCAAAGCAACAAAUAUCCAGUCCAACCAGUCAACUUUCUAAGAUACAACAGCCUCCUUUAACAGCAGAGAGCUCCAAAAGACAUCGGGCAGAGGUUUGUCCGUGGGACUUUGAAGAUUCACAAAAGACUGCAGAGCUCACAAGCUCAACAGAUACAACAAAAAAAUUAAAAGGCACUUCUCCGGUGGAUGGGAAAGGAAAAAAUACCCUUUCAGAUACAUCCAAAGUAAGGGGCUCCCUUCAACUACCAACCGCAAAAGUUGAUGUUUGUCCUUGGGAUUAUGACAGCACUGCCAUAUCUCCAAAUUCAGAGAGAACACCUAGUCCAUCUCAAGUAUCCAAAAGCAAGGAAUCCCCUUCAAAAAAGAAGGGGACCCUUUCAACAAGAACAGUUGAGAAAGAGAAAUCAAAAGACGCUGAUGAAGAGAAAAACAGAACAAAAGCUAAGGACAAGAUUAAAUCUUCAGAGAAACACAUGAGCCAGCAAAAAAUGGUUGAGGUAUGCCCCUGGGAUGUAGAGAGUCAACAGGAGGUGCCCGUGGUAGAAAAAAGGAAAAGCACUAAUGUUGGAGCAGCCAAAGGAAAGCAGGCUGAAGUCUGUCCGUGGGACUUUGAGGAUACAUCAGAUAAAAAAGGCACAGACAAAAGUCCUUCUGUGGUGAAACAGAGUAAUCCAAAUCCUAAAGCUGGGGUUGUAAGUGCUGCAAAAAAGGCAGAUGUUUGUCCCUGGGACUUCGAGGAUAGCACAUCAAGCAAGAAGGCAUGACACUCAACCUUAACGGACCAAUGAAAUUAUAGUUAUUGACGUAUGCUUUUUUUCCACUUUGAAACCCUCAAAUAUUACCUUUUACUAUUAGUACGGUGACUUGGAAGAAAAAUCGAUCAAGUUCCACAAGUUGCCUUCCUUUCUGAGGUUUUGUUCCUGUUUUACCUGUUUUGAAAAUACAUUCUAUGUACAAAAACAUGAUGAGCAUUCCAGAUUAUUACAGGAAAAGUUAAAUCUUAGACUAAUUAUGCAACUUUUAAUUCGCCUUGUCACUUCAUGAGCAAUGUUAAUCUGCAUUUAUCACAUUAUAUGCAGCCAACAGUUAUUACAUUUUAUUUUUUUCUGUAUCAACAUCAUCACUUCUUGGAAAUAGGGGCAUGAUAAUAAUGGAUGUAUAGUAAAAUAUAUCACGUAUAGGAGGAAGAAUUAUGGAUGGAAAGGUUGAACUGCAAAAUAGGUGAAAGCCAAAGAAUGAUGUUAAGUCUCAAGGCUGUAAUUUAUUAGUUUGUGUCUGAAUCUUGGCACAGACGUGAAGAGGAUAUCAGUCUAUUGCACUUUAGCCAGCUCCAUAAAUUAAGAUCAGGACAAAUUCUGGUCUUCUUGUACAUUUUGUCUUCUUAGUUUACACCUCAUGGCAUGAUAUCAAAAAGCGCAUCACAUAUUGUCUAAACUUAGACGUUUUCUUAUUUAUUUUCUAUAUUUUUAGAUCUAUUUAAUUGUAGUUCUUGGCAGAUUAAAAGGCUUCCAAGUCUGCAGAGAUGUACUGUAUGUGCCUAACUAACUAGCGUUGUCUUGUAUUAGUCUGAAGUGAAGCUAUUGCUUCCUUCAGCAUUUUGUGACGGUGAAAUAUAUAAACAGCAUGCACAGCCAGAGUAGAUGGACCCUAAAAAUUUGUCAACUAAAACAGUUAACGUGUUGACAGAUGUUAAUGUUGUUUUUAGUUUCCUUUCUUAAUGCCAGAGGCACUGACCUUCCAGCUAUCAUAUAUACAAUACAGCUCAUUCAGGGUGGCAAAGAUUCAGUAAGAGCCACAUUAACAUAAAUGCGUACGAAAAACAGCUCUUACUUUAUGAACACAAGUAAAAGUGAGGAUAGAGACAUACUGAGGCACUAGGCUACUAAGGAAAUACUGAGGAAAUAAUUUGCAUCAGCUUUGUUUAAGAAUCCAGCAUGGAUCUUUGUGCUGACUUGCAUUAAUUGUUCGUUUGUGUACUUGUAUGUGUGUGUCUGGUAGUGCUUUCCCUCCUAUUUCCUUCGUUACAUUCCCAAUGUCUCAGUAAAACAAAGAUGGUAAAAGGUGAGCAGGUUACCACGAACUGAUACAACCUGCUGUAUAAGGGAUAAUUAGUUGUCUUUUAGCUUUGGCCUUCGUUCUUAUUAACAACUGUACAAUGUAGCAACAAACUCUGUUGCUUUGAAAACUGGGUGGUAUCACUGCAAAGCAAAAAGAACAAGCUGUCAAACAGUCGUACAUACAUAUAUAAACUUUAAGGAAGAGGAAACAGGAAGUGGUCAGACUUAUCCUGUCCAGUAACAUCUGCAGCUUUAGGGUUUAGGAUCAGAUCCUUCUUUUUCUUCACUUUGCAUGUUCAUUAAUUGAACUUACUAGUUUGUUUUGGAAUCUUACUCAGACUGACAUAACGUUCCUACAAUACAGCAACUAUCAACCCAAUUCCAGCCUGAUGACGUAGGACGUUGGUUUGAAUCAGGAACAAAAUGGCAUUGGGCACAACAGGCAUUUUAUCUUGUUAUACGUGAUCUAGUUGACGACUGACACUGCAUUCACGAAAGACAUGUUAGCAUGUUUGACUUCUCCACAACAGGUUUAACAGGGUGUAAAACAUAUCUACCUUCAUUUACUUCUAAUUCUUUUAUCUGUAGAAAAGUCUCGUAGUUCUGUCCUGACUUGGAAACUGACCUCAAAGCAUCGGCGUAAGUCCUUUGUAUCAUGGAAAUAUCACAGUGAACACCAAUGUAAGUUCAGGGGCUACGAACUGCAUCUACACCUUUUAAAAUACACCAAUAUGAUGUAAAAUAAUAACAGACAGGCCGUAUCUGAGAUGAGAAAACACUUCAGCACAUCUGAAAUCCAACACUUCCAUUCUUACCUUUCACCAUAAAGUCCGUAGACAUGGACUUUAAUUUUCCUCCUCAAGAGUCGCUAGCAUCUCAAAAUUUAUUACAGUUGCUGGAUCGGAAAAACUGAUGAAAUGAUUAUGACUGAAAUAAAUAACAACAGCCUAAGCCAGUUCUGUUUUCCACUACUCAGUGUGAAAUCUGUUCCACGAAUAUAAUUUUUAUUGACACUGCAACUGGUAAAAGUUUUACACUGUCAGGAAAAUAUGCAAAAAUCUGCUGAAAUUUGGUCGGUUUGUUGGUUUUCUGUCCUGCAUCCACCUCAUCCGUGUCUUUUUAUGUCAAAAAAUAUCUAUGUCUACAUUUUCUUAUUAUCUAUGGGAAGUUCCUAUCACUAACCCCACUUAUGAAGACAGGUUUGGUUGAAAUGGUUGUGAAUAACUGGCACCUGAGAACUAUUUUGAACAAUUUAGUCAUUUCACCCCUAAAUCAGACUACAUUAGAGUAUGUGACUAAACUACUGCUUUGUUUACAGUGUGCAGGACUAUUUGACUGCUUGUUUUUCUCACUUCAUGUGAUUUGUUUUGUAGUGAUUUCACCAUGUUUCCAGAUAUCUAAUACAUUAAAUAUUCUAUACUUUGGAGAGUAGAUCCUAACCAAUAUUAACAAAGACCAAAAUUGCUAAAAUAAAUUCCAGGUUGUAUUAAAUUAUCCUUUAAAACUUCAGUAACUAAAAAAGCUUUUACUGCCAUCAUUUUUUAUGUUUUUGUAAUGCGUAAACAGUAGUGCAAGGCAUGUGUUUCCUAGUUUUUUGCAAUGUAGACUAACGCCCAGUUGAUUAAUGACACUAAUCAUGUUAGAAUUAGACUUAGCAACGUGGUAAUGAUUUAAUAAUCUUACUAAACCUUUUGAAGGUUUUGAUUUGUUCAGUGUUUUGUAUCAAAAUGUCUAAAUACUCAUCAUACACUAACCGUCCUGGGAUUAAAACACAAAAACAAGUUUCCGGCUUUUACUAAAUAAUAAAUGUCCAGCAGCUGACAAUAAUUGCAGUCAUGUGGGAAAAACUAUGUAUCAAUAUAGCAUCUGCUUUCCGGUAUCUUGUGAGAUAAACAUGGUAUCACUGAAUGUUGUCACUGAUUGUAAUUAUCUGUAAUUGCUGUCAAACUCCUCAUGACAAAACGUCCACGUCUCUGUAGGAGACCUGACUAAUUGUGAUUAAAAUCAGUGCUUGUCGGUGAGAAUUUUACUAUGUCCUGCAUUUGAUUCAACCGCAAUGUUUCUCCGGUGCAGAUGAUCCUUAAAAAAAAAAAAAAAAAAAAAAAAAAAAAACAGUCUGUCAUCUGGUUUUGUUUAACAUGCCAACAUGAUUUUAUCAGCGAGACUCCAUAAACAUGAUUUAGUGACGCUGUGUCUUAUAUCUGCCCCUCCGACUGAGAAAUUGCCUCCACCGUUGACCUGUGGGGCUCGUCGGAAAUAUUUCACAGGCGGGGUGUUUGCCUUACAGCGCCAGCUUUGUCAUCACCUCUGCUUUAUAAGCUCCUUUAGGAAUGGUGUCAGAGAAGAACCGUCACCGUGCGCGGGUUGAUUAUAAAGCUUUGAUGGAUCUAUAUGAUAUUUAUGAGGCAGAUGUUCGGCCUCAUCCAUCAUAUGCACCGCUGUAGCAGAUGCAGGCCCUCAUUAUAGGAGGAUUCCUGGCUGCUGGUGUAACGACAACAGGUAAAUCCUUGUUUUUUUUAAGUCAUGCCAAUAUUAGGUUAUGAAAAAUCUCCUCUAUAUUCAGCUCUUGUCGGAAAUGUAUUUCAUUUCAUGUUUUUUUAAUUGAAAAUAUUCCUGUUUUUUUCAUACAGGUUCCAAAAUGAUGAAGAGAAUUUGAGUAAAGUUAAAUCCAUUUGGUAAACUUUUAACAUCCACCUGGUCACCAGCGACCCACCUCAGGGUUAGGGUUAAGGUUACACAUGAGCCAGGUUUAAACUUUAGUACAGGACUCUGCGACCCAUGGUUUCUGAUCCAGAUGUGAGUGUGGAGCCUGUCUCCAGCUUGUCAGAAAAACACAAGAAUAACAAUUAUUUUUAAUAUUAGAACAUUUUACUCUCAGUUUUUUAGGCCUAAAGCCAGUCUUACAUGACCCAUCAGUAAAACACAGCAUAUACGCAGAAUAAAAGCAUUUUAAAAGUAAAAUCUGUGUCUUAUAUUAGUUCGACGCCUUUUUGCCAGACUUUAAAAAAACAAAACUGAAGUCUGUCACAUGAGCCUUGACAUAUGCCAGUGGAGAUUUCACAAUUACACAAUAAAUACAUAAAUGUGCCCCGAUAAAAAUGAUUAAAAAAAAAAAAUCAACUGUUUUACUUAUUGUAGAUGUGCUGUGCUUUAAAAACACCCCAAACAUUGAAUUACUGAAACCGAAAUGCAAGUACAACUAAUGAUAAUGAAGUGUGGUUAAAAAACAAAAACAAAAAAAAAACAAAGUGGGUUAAAUCAGUUUUCCAGUUUCUUUUUAAUCUGGUUCUAUAGACUGUAAAGGUUCUUGACACGUGCUUUGGUAGUUUGGAUUGUGUUUCAGCCACGUGUUAAACAUAGAAACAAGGAGAAAUUCCAGUCCAAUACAUGCAUUUCAGUCUGAGCUACUUCUAUUAUAAAUCAAAUCCUAAUCCUAAAACUAGUGUUAAGUUUAGGGCUACAUUUGAGCCAUGUUUGAUGACGUUGAUUGGGUUAGUGUUCCAGCCACAUGUACUAAUGCAUCCACUUUGACCUUAUCUGUAUGAACCAAACCCAACUACUAGCUCAUGGUUAAGGUUACAAAUGAACCAUGUUUUAACUUAUGGAGUUAAACAAUUAGAGGGUUCCCACUAAUUCUGUUAUUCACCCUAAUCAUGAAAAGAGUGGAUGUUAAAAGAGCAACACUAGCAAUAUCUUCCGUUUUAGUAGACUUUUUUUCAUUUUUUAGCUUCUGGGUCAAAACUUGUUUACCGUAUGAACCUUUUUACAGUCUUUCCAGAUCAAUAGGAGUUACAGUGCAAAUAAAAUCCUUAGAUCAGAGCAUCAUAUCAGUGCACCAUCCUACCAUUACACCAUGGACUAUGCCACAUUUUCUUCUUCCAGUCUACUCUGUCGCUUCCCUUCGCAUAACUUCAGAUGGUGUGCUUGCCGCCGUAGCAUCCCUCGGUUCAGUCAGUCCAUAUCUGUGUGUGUACUGAAUUGUGUAUACAUAACAAAAGUGUCUUAAUGUCUGUUUCUCUGGAGAUUCUCAUUGUAUUUUAGCGGUAUCCUCAUGAAUCGGUGAACCUCAACCAUUGACUUGGAUGUGCGUUCUUGUACCAUCAUGACAUAGACAAUACUGUGUCCUGUAGCUCUUUGUCCACCAAUCGGAUCUUUUAUCUUUCUCCCAUGGUGCGUUCUGUCGGCUAGCUGCUUUUAUUUAACCCUGAUUUCUCUCUCUCUCUCUCGCUCUCUCUCUCUCUCUCUCUCUCUCUCUCUCUCUCUCUCUGUGACCAAACCAAGUCACCCGAUGGCAAAUACAACUACUACUAUUGCUACUCCUACUAUUCAAUGCUGUUAACGUUGUAAAUCUUGCUCUUGUGGCUUCUGCAUGAAAAUCAAGAAAUUAGUAGGACCGAUGUUUCACUGCCCUUGAUAGAACAAAAAAGAAAAAAAAUUGAUCUUUUAUGGACUUUUAUGGAC